Molecule: messenger RNA, 714 nt
Organism: Aureobasidium musti
Lineage: Eukaryota; Fungi; Ascomycota; Dothideomycetes; Dothideales; Saccotheciaceae
Source: the annotation of a GenBank genome assembly
AANCCCACUGAUUUCUUCUUGGAUACAUUCGAAGUUCCAAUUGUCUUCGAUACUCCAGCUCUACUGCAGGACCUCAGUGUUUACGCGGAAGAGCGUCAGAACAUUCUGGUUGAAGACAGUCCUGAAACCCUUGCCGAACUGACGACUUCUUCUAAUCGAUCUGUUCUGUUCCUUCGCAUUCAGUCAGCAGCCAAUUUCUAUACUACCGACAAGGCUUUGAUGCAGAAUCCUCCCCCUGUCUACGUCGACAUAAGAGUCAAGCUCAUCAACUCUGACCACAAUCCUUCGAUCUUGUCGACAAUGCAGUCAGUGACCCAACAGGCUCCACGCUCUUUCCGUGGACUGCCCACCGAGCUCAUCCUCGAGAUUCUCAGCUAUCUUGCACCAGAUGCCCUCAUCUCAUUCGGGUUCGCCAACUAUCAUCUGCUUCUCAGACACUCUCUGGCCUCACUGCUAUCACAGACCACUAUGACCCGUCUCAUCCGUCAAGCAGCAGUAUUCUCCAGAAACCCUUCAGCUGGCCCAACGCUUAUUCCUCCUGAAGUCUAUCUGCAGAUACUUCGAAAUUCUGAGCCUAGUGAUGCCAUGAACUAUGCCAUGGCGAACUAUCUGGCAUUGGCUCGGCAAGGCAUUGCACCUCCAUUGUCACAGGACACGCUGCGUCGCUUGAAUCGCGCGGUUAGACGUGGACUAGGACCAGGACCCAAUACUUAA